UUUGAAAAUCCAUCGAUAAUUUGAUCUAUGGAAAAAUCUGAGUGAUUUCUGGUGAUUAUUUCAUUUCAGUGUUGUGCUUUUACGUUAAUUAAGUUAUUCAUAAUAAUGUCUGCAUUAAAAAAUCAGUUAAAGGAAAAAAAUGAAGAGUAUCUAAAGAGAAUUGAUGCAGCAACUUCAAAAAUUGAUAAGCUUAUAAAUAAUAACUUAUACAAUUAUAUAAAAUACUUGGAAACAAAUGAUAACUCAUAUUUGGUAAAGGAGACUGAAAAGUUAAAAGCUAAAAAGUUAGAAGCAUUGAAGGAAAAUGUGGAGCCAAAUACCUCUGUUUUGCCACAGAAAAAAACGACCCAGAAAAAAACUGCAUCUCUAGCUGAUACUACUUAUACUACUGCUCAAAUUGUAAUUAAAAAAGAAAAGAUAUCUAACAUUUCCGCUGAUUCGUCGUCCUCGAUUGCAUCUAGUAUUCAUUCUGAAACUUCAGUGAUAAAAAAUGGUAUUGUAAAAGAUGCAAUCAGUGACAUGCCGGCUCCAUCAAAAGUACCUCCUAGAAAAAAGAAGAUCAAAGCUGAACCUCUUGAAACAACAACAAGAUCAACAAGAACAAGAACAAAGCCUAAACAAUAUUAUGAAAGUCCAGAAAAGUCGAGCAGGGGCAAACCUUCUGAUGUAAUUGUCCAAAAUACCACAGUCACAAUGAUUGACUUGUCUGAAGAUAAAGAUCCUGACACUGAGAGAAAAACUAAAGAUGACCAACAAUCAACUAGAACGACGCGCACAAAAACGAGACAAAAAAAACAUCUGGAAGUAGAGCAACCCAAGAAAGAAGUUGAAUCAAAAAUUGAAACAAAACAGAGCAAAAGAAUAAGAUCUAAGUCUAGUAGUGAAGAUGUUGUAGAGAAUGUAAAAAAAUCAAAAUCAACUUCUUCACAUGAUCAAGAAGUGAAUGAAACUGGCCAAACUGAUUAUGAAGAUGCUGUAUCUAACUUAUGCCCCGCUGAUAUUGAAAAUAUCGAUAUUCAAAAUGCCACCAUGGUUAUUAAUUCUACCAUGGUUGUUGAAAACCCUAAAAAAAAUAAAACUACAAAAGUGCAAGGCGAACCAGAAGCAAAGAAGCCAGAUUGGAAAACUCCUCCUAAAACUAAAUCAAAAAAACAGCAAAUUAAAGAAAUCUUUAGUCCAUAUGAAAAUAAAUCAUUAAAAAAGAAGGUUGAAGCUUUUGAAAAAUUUGGCAGUGCUUCUAAAGAAUCUGCUAACCCCUCCAAGAUACCACUUCUCAAAGAACAUGGUACCAGUGGUGAUCCAGGAUCAGCUCUAAAAUCCAAACCGUACACACCAUUUUCUAAUAAAUUCAUACCAAAAACUUGUAGCACAGUUGAUGUUAACAAAAAUCAUCCUAGAUCACAAAAAAAAUCGUCUCUGUAUAAUGACAGCGGUACAUCUAUGAGGUGUUUAAGUGCUCUGAAAGCCUCCCAAGCUGAGUUAAGAGAAAGAGAAAAACGCCGACAGGAGAAAGAAGCUGAAGGACAACUCAAGAAAGAUGCAUUACUUCAAGCACAAGCUGAAGAAAUUAAAAGAAAAAGGGAAGAGAAACAAUUAAAGGCCCAACAACAGCGAGAGCUUUUAGAAAAGGAAAGAGAAAAGAAUUUGGAAUUACAGAGACUGAAAGAUGAGAAACACAAACAGACAGUCACAGAAAAGGAAGAAAAGAUACAGAAGACUAAAGAAGAAGUUGAAAAGAAGAGAUUAUUGGCUAAAAAUAAAGCUAAAAUUUUAAGAGAGAAGGAGAGACUAGCUGCUCAAAAACAAGAUAACGGUUUGCCAAUUUAUAUGACAACCAAAGCUAAUUUGCUUCCUACCGAAGACUGUUAUGACUCGGAUGAUGAUGAGUACGAGUUCCACAGAAAAAACUAUACAAAACCAAAUUGGAGCCGAGAUAACGCCAUGUACAAACAACUUUACACUCAGCUAAUAGCUGGAGAAAAGAUUAAAAAUACACUAUUCUGCUGUACAAAUCACAAUGUAGAUCUGGUAGAAAUAUUCGAAAACAUAGACCCGAGAAAAUUGAAGAGAACUUCAAGUGCUCAAUGGAGAAAGCCACCAAGGUAUACCUUGUUUUCCGAAACGAGUGAAAUACAUUUCAGUGAAGAUUCAGACGACGAAAAAGAUGUUAAAGGAACUCCUAGAACAAAACGCUGAAUACAUUUAAGGAAUUUUACUUUUUAAGAUAUGUUUUGUUUGCAUUUUUACAUAUUAUCGAUUUUAUAUAUAUUUAUUGAACAUAAACUUAAAACUUUUUAAUAUUAGACUGUACACUGUAAUUAAGUUAAUAAAAAAAAAUAUUUAAAUUAAAACUCUUCCAAAAUAAUAUUUUACCAACGACAAACAACAGCCAGUGGCCACCAGACCUAUAUAGUAUGAAGGUUAAUAAUUUUAUGUGUGUGCACAUAAUAAUAAUAAUCAUCUUUAUUCAGUGUUACAUACUUUAGACGUUUACAUUCUAC
Messenger RNA from Psylliodes chrysocephalus, 2501 nucleotides. The record is from the annotation of a GenBank genome assembly. NCBI's taxonomy places the organism in Eukaryota, Metazoa, Arthropoda, Insecta, Coleoptera, Chrysomelidae.